AUGAGUAAAGAACUAAAUUUGACGCAUUUUUUUUCAUCGAAUAAAAGAACGAGACCAAGUUCACCUGCUGUUACACAAGAAGAACAUGCAGAAUCUUCAUUAUCACCUAUUAGGAUUCUCUAUGAAUCAUCUAUUGUAUCAACUUCUGAAAUCGGUAGUACUUCUGUGGCAAAAAAACCUAAACAAAUUGAUCAUGAAAAUUUAGUUAGUACGGAAGUUCAAGCGUAUAACAAGAACGAUAUCGGUUUAAUUGUUAACAAGGACAAUUUAUCAACUGCUGAAAUGUAUGCCUUGUUGACAGAACCAUGGACACCACCAAGUAAAUAUCAAUUUCCACAAGUUAAUGUGCAUCAAAAGAUGCGAUCAGUUUGUCGACAUUCUUGGUUAUCCACAUAUCCAUGGCUAAGUUAUUCUCUUAUUCUUCAAGGAGUUCUAUGUCGAUAUUGUGUUUUGUUCAAACGAAAAUGGUCUGCCUAUGAUGCAGCUAAAAAUUCUCUUGGUCAACUAGUGUUAAAACCAUUGACUUCAUUAAACAAUGCUCAUCAUUUUAUUCAAACACACGAAAAGACUGAUUAUCAUUUGUUUUCUAAAGAACAAGCUGAAAAUUUCAUCGUAAAUUACAUUAAUCCCAACAAAUCUAUUGAUCUCAUAUUAGAUAAUGAAAAUCAGCAACAAGAAGCUACAAACAGAAAAAUUUUAUCAAGUAUCAUUAAGUGUAUUCUUUUUAUUGGCAAACAAAAUUUAGCCUUCAGAGGCCAUGAUGAUGAUGGUAUUUUUCAUACGCCAAAUGGUAAUCUAGGAAAUUUCAAAGAAUUAAUUCUUUUUCGUACUGAAUGUGGUGAUACGGUGUUGGAGCAACACCUGAAGUCUUGUCCUAAGAAUGCUAUGUAUAUGAGUCCAGAAAUUCAAAAUCAAUUAAUUAAUAUCUGUGGUGAUAUGAUAAGAAAAGAAAUUGUUCAACGUGUAAUUGAAGAAAAAAAAUUCUACUCAGUUAUAGUUGAUGCUACUUCAGAUGUUAGUGGAACUGAACAAUUAUCUAUAUCUAUUCGAUAUUUAUGUUAUGCUAAUAAUCAAAUAGAUAUAAAAGAAGAUUUUAUUGGAUUUGAACCUGUUGUAGAUAAUUCAGCAAAAGGUGUAUCAGAACAUAUUAUUAAUUAUUUACGAUCAACCGGUCUUGAUUUAGCUUAUUUACGAGGUAGAGUUUUAACUUAUUGUUGUCAUUUAUCAUAA
Rotaria sp. Silwood2 is the source of this 1230-nucleotide messenger RNA. The record is from the annotation of a GenBank genome assembly. Lineage: Eukaryota; Metazoa; Rotifera; Eurotatoria; Philodinida; Philodinidae.